This is a messenger RNA of Monodelphis domestica (gray short-tailed opossum), 6596 nucleotides long. The record is from RefSeq and is a predicted model, not a curated record. NCBI's taxonomy places the organism in Eukaryota, Metazoa, Chordata, Mammalia, Didelphimorphia, Didelphidae.
UCCCCAGGUCUCUGCGUGCUCUGGGAUGGCGCUGUGGAGCCCGUGGUGUCGUGCAAUGGAAAGAGGUUUUUGGACCUGUGUUCAGAUCUCAUUUCUUAUACGUCUUCUCGACGCGACCUCAGGCAAUCAACUUACAAGCAUUUUUUAAUUGCCAUUUUUUAAUGUGUCAGAACUGGCCAGGUUUGGAGGGAUUCAGUCCAGUCGAUAAUUAUUAAAUGCCUGAUCUGAGCUGGACACUGAUAAGCGCUGAGGACACAAAGAAAGGCAAAAACAGUUCCUGCUCUCAAGGAGCCGACUACUGAUGGGGAGACGACUUGCAAACAAAAUAAUCAGCAGAGGGAGCGAACUAGAAUUAAGAGGGAGCGGAUCAGGCUUCUUGCAGGAAGUGGGACUUUAGCUGGGACUUUAAGGAAACUGGGAUCUUGCGGUGAGGGAGCGGCUCCCGGAACGCAGAGCGCGUGGCCAGCCAAUGAUGAUAGCGCUCAGAACUGGAGGGCCGGGGGCAAAGCUUUGCCAGGCCAGUUUCCCAGGAUCCCCGAGUACGUUAAGACUGGAAAAGUAGGAAGGGGCCAGGUUUAAAAGGAUUUUAAAACCAAAGAGAGGUUUUUAUAUUUGAUAUUGGAGACAGCUGGAGUGGUCAGAAUAGUAAUUGAGUAGAAAGUCCGACUUUCCCUUUAGGAAGAAAAGUUUUGUUGCCGAGUGGAGGAUGUUUAGGAGUGGAGAAGCAGGGAGGCCAACAAGCAGAAUUAUUAAAAUAAUUGAGGCGUGAGUGAAGUAGACCUGCUUCUGCACUCAGUUGAGAGGAGGUGUAUAAGAGAGAUAUUAGAAGACAGAAACGACAGGACUUAAUAAAAUGUGGCGGUUGAAAGGACUUGAGGAUGACAUCCCUAUUUUGUCUGGGUGAUUUGUUAUAGGGGGAGGGGAAGGACAGGUUGAUGGGAAAGAUGAGUUCAGUUUUGGACAUGCGGAGUUUAGGAAGUCAGAAAGACAGUUGGAAAUGUGAGCCUGGAGAACUGGACAGAGGUUAGGGCUAAAGUAGAUCCGAGAGUCAUCUGCAUAGAGAGAAUAAUUAAAACCAGAGGAGCUGAUGGGAUCACUGAAUGAAAUAGUAUAGAGGGAGAAAAGAAAGAGAACCCCAGAUAAAAUAUAUAAAUACAAAAGUGCCUUACUUUCUGUUGUAUAUUUCUAGUAUAUACUUUGUUCAAAGAUUAGGAGAUAUAAAAUAAGCAUGCAGAAUGUAAAUACACAAAAUCAAUACAAAGUUGUUUGGGGAAGGCUCUUCUUGGUUUUGCAAAGUCCUGUAUAAUUUAUUACAUUUGAUUCUCUCAACCCUGGGAGGUAAGUCCUAUUAAUAACCUUAUUUUGAGCCAGGCCUAGAGAGGGGAGGUUCUAGGUUCAAAUGUGGCCUCAGACACUUCCUAGCUGUGUGACCCUGGGCAAGUCACUUGACCCCCAUUGCCUAGCCCUUACCACUCUUCUGCCUUGGAACCAAUACACAGUAUUGAUUCCAAGAUGGAAGGUAAGGGUUAAAAAGAAAAAACAACCUCAUUUUAAACAUGAGAAAAUUGUGUCUGGGAAAGGUUAAGAGACUUGACCCAAGGUCACACAGCUAAUAAAUGUCUGAGGUGGAAUUUGAACUUGGGUGUUCCUGACUCCAUAUCCAAUACUAUGGACAGUUUCACCUCACAGGAUUAAGUUGUAAAAAGACUUAAAAUACAGUGAAGUUUGCAUUUAAUCCUAAAAAUAAUAAGGAGCCACUGGAGUUUAGAGAAUGGAUUAGUAUGGGAAGGCAGAGAAAUCAGUCUCAAGUUAAGAAGCUAUUGCAAUAAUUCAUAGUAGUGGUUGUUUGAGAUGAGGCUCUGAGGUUCACAGCUCAAUUUGAGGAAAGAGAGCUGUGAGAGUUCUGAGAAAAGAGAUGGUUUGAUACUGAUGGAAUGAGAUGGGGAAAAUCAGGGAGAAGUAAAGUUAUUUCCUUGCUAUAGUGAACACUUGGGUGAAAUUGGGUAGCAAAUGUUUAGUGGAUCCAGUCAGCUUGGAUUCAUGACUUCGUUCAGCUAUUUUAAUCAACAAAUGAUAAGAGCAGUUGUGGCUAAUUGUGAGAGUAAUCCAGGAUUGGGGUUUGGCAGGGGAUAGGACACAAGGCAUUUGAGAGCAUAAGAUAGUUUAAUAGGUCCACUAUCAAGUUAAGAUUGAAGAGUAAGGAGAGGGUAGCCAGAGGCAGUGAUAAUGGCAUGGGAAAGAACUGUGGAGCAGAAGGAUGGGAAGUUGCUGUGAAGGUAAAGGAAAAAUUAGGAGAAAGGCAUGAUAGAUGGAAUGAUAGAAUAUUAUGAUAAAUUCUUGAUUAAGAAAGUGAAAGAGUUUGGGGUUUGUUAAUAAGCUCCUUGAGGGCAGGGACUGCCUUUGUUCUUUUUGUAUCCCCACUACUUUGGCAUAGUGCCUGGCACAUAGUAGGUGAAGCAAGGUCCAGAGUGUGAUCAUCCCAGUGUGUAUCUAGGUGUAGUAGAAGAGUAAAUAAAUAGAUUAUGGUAAUUGAGAAGCCUGUGAUUGAUCUUAAAGGAAACAAGGGUUUUUAAGGAACAUUGUUAAUUGACCAUUGUAAGUUGACCAGAGAGUAAUCAUGUCCUAUCCUAAGUACCCUCAGGUGCCAGUGGUCAGAGAUCUCACCAGUACAGCAAUCUCCUAUGUUCAUGUGUUUUUGCUGGCACAAAUGAAAUGACUUUGUUUCUCUCCAGGGAGAGCCUCAAACUAAAUUUGAUGAUGUCUCAUUUGUGUGAUUUUUUUUUCAUGUUACUUUAUGCCUUUGUUUUAGUUUAGCAAAUAAUAUUCUCUCCCCUUGGUAGUUACUUUGGAAUUUAGAAAUCAGUUUCUAAGAAGAAAGAAAUUAUUAAAAUGUAGAUGGGUUAUUGUUAGCUUUUUUUUUGCUUCUACUAAUCUGAGAUGUCUUAAACUAAUAUGAAUUCCUUUUGAUUUCCUGUUCUGCUAACACCAUAAAUGUAUUGUUUAAUUGAAAUGUCAUGUAAUGCAAUUUUAAGUGAAAACAACAUACCCAUUGAAGUCAUAGUAUUGAGCUGAGUUUCUUCUGUGAAUGGUCAAGAGAGAUCUGUUGACAAUUGCAUUUUUUGCACUCUCUGGGCUGGAUAUGUUGGAUUCAUUAGAUGUGGUGAACAAAGAUGAUAUCAUAGAAUGGAUUUACUCCCUGCAGGUUCUUCCCACAGAAGACAGAUCAAAUUUAAAUCGCUGUGGUUUCCGAGGCUCUUCAUACCUGGGUAUUCCAUUCAAUCCAUCUAAGGAUCUUGGCAUAGCUCAUCCUUAUGACAGUGGACAUAUAGCAAUGACUUAUACCGGACUCUCAUGCUUAGUUAUUCUUGGAGAUGAUUUAAGCAGAGUAAAUAAAGAAGCCUGCUUAGCAGGAUUGAGAGCGCUUCAGCUGGAAGAUGGAAGUUUUUGUGCUGUACCUGAAGGUAGUGAGAAUGACAUGAGGUUUGUCUAUUGUGCUUCCUGUAUUUGCUAUAUGCUCAAUAAUUGGUCAGGCAUGGACAUGAAGAAAGCCAUAGACUAUAUUAGAAGAAGUAUGUCUUAUGAUAAUGGACUGGCACAGGGAGCUGGACUAGAAUCUCAUGGAGGAUCAACUUUUUGUGGCAUUGCAUCAUUAUGUCUGAUGGAUAAAUUAGAAGAAGUUUUUUCUGAAAAAGAAUUAAACAGGAUAAAGAGAUGGUGUAUAAUGAGGCAACAGACUGGUUAUCAUGGACGACCCAAUAAGCCUGUAGAUACCUGCUAUUCUUUUUGGGUGGGAGCAACUUUAAAGCUACUGAAAAUAUUCCAAUAUACAAACUUUGAGAAAAACAGAAAUUAUAUCUUAUCAACACAAGAUCGCCUUGUAGGUGGAUUUGCCAAGUGGCCAGAUAGUCACCCAGAUGCUUUGCAUGCAUACUUUGGAAUCUGUGGUCUGUCACUGAUGGAGGAAAGUGGAAUUUGCAAAGUUCAUCCUGCCCUUAAUAUAAGCACACGGACUUCUGAACGCCUUCAAGAUCUCCAUCAGAGCUGGAAAACCAAGGACUCUAAACAAUGUUCAGAGAAUAUGUAUAUUUCUACGUGACUGAUUUGGAGUUUGUGGGAGGGAAAUAAGGUCAAUAAUUAAUAACAUAUUAUUUAGACUAAGGCUAAAAGCCAUGCAUAACCAAGUGUGCUCUAUUUUUUUUUAAGGGAUAGAGUCAUACAAUCACAUCUUAUGCUGGUGUACUUUGGAAUGUAGUUUUGAACUUAGCCCUUUGCACUGUUAUUCAAGAAUGUUUCAUUUGUGUUGAUGCUUGUCACUGUAGAAUCUGAUGCUUCAAGUGUCUUAUAUUUCUUAGAAAUCCCUUGAGGCAAAUGAAUUAUAUGUGUAUUUGUUAAUUUUUUAAAGAAGUUUUCAAUACAAACCAUGUCAAAGUGCAUUAAUCAAAAAGUAUCUUCAAAACAAGUUUACACUUCAUAUAACACCAACAUCCUUCCAGAAACUACGUAAUGGCCUUUUGCAAAAUUUAAUUUAUCUGUAGUAGAUAGGUUUGGAAUUAUAUGAUGUUUCUGAGAAUUAUUCUUUGAAAGCAGAGUUGUUACUGAAUUUCUUAAAUGGGGUAUUCUACUCUGUCUUUAAGUUGGUGUUUUACUUAAAAAUGAUAGGUUCUACUUAAAAAAAUUCAGUAACAGUUUUGCACCAACAAAAAGUAGGCUCAUUAAUUAUUGUGAGAGCUUUAGAGAUUAUUGUUAAAAUACCAUAAUUAUGAAGUUUUUACUUGAACCAUAGUAGAGUAAGAGGGUAAUAGAAAUUGAACCACGUGCAGUAUGAGAGGGAUUUCUACUAAGCAUAAUUUCUUUAGGCAGUUUUGUUAAGGUAAGGUGCAGAAUGUGGAAGAGUUCCCAGUUAUUUUGGUUUUAGUUUCAAAAUAUUUGUUCCCUUUUGCCUUACUAGGAAAAUGGAAUAAUCUUCUUAGAAAAAUAAGAUUUUAAAGUAACUAGAUAUUAGUUUUGAUAAUAUAUAACAAUGCCAUACUUGAAAUUCAAAAUUUUAUGGUUGUGAUAUUUUUGGCCACUUGGGUUUUCAUUGAUUUUUUUUCCUUUAAUCUAUUUGGGACCAGCAAAUGGUACUUCCCUGGUUUAAUUCAUUACAUAAGAAGUUGAAAACUACUUUUUCUAUAAUAUAAACAUUGGCUCCUGGCAUGGUGGAUACAGAACUGGACUUGGAAUUGGGAAGACUUGAGUUCAAAUCCAACCUCCAACACUUAACUCUUAUGAUUGUGGAAGUCAUUUAACUAUUGUCUGCCUCACUUUCCUCAUUUGUAAAAUGGGGAUUAUAAUAGCAUCCAACUCACAGGAUUGUAGGGAAGAUAAGAUGAGAUAGUAUUUGUAAAGUGGUUGGCAAACCUUAGAUACAAUAUGAAUGCUAUUAUUAGUAAAUACACACAUUUAUGUAUAUGUACAUGCAUCUGUACAUGUGUGUAUAUGAUCUGUAUUUUUUGCUAAUGAAGCUUUUUGGAAAAGAAUGAAAUAGGGCACAGAGGCUGUGGAGCUUGAGAUGGUUAAGAAUUAUGUUGAUUGAUAAAAUGGUUAUUUUUUUUUUUGUUUUUUAAGGAAGAUACUGUCAUAAUUUGGCAUCUUUAUUUGGUGAUCACUUUUUCUUUAGUUUUUGUUUCUUCUAUACCCAAAGAUAGGAAAACAGAUUUAAGAUUGGGUAAGACUCCCUCUUCCUAUAUAAAUGGUUUCCUAGUUACUGGAAUUUAGGAAAGUAGGGUAUAUUUUAGAAAGCCUUAUAUUUUUUUCCUGCAUGUGAUCAGACUGUUAUAUUUUUUAUUUGCAGGGUCUUAGUGCAGUUUUAAGCUAUUACAUCUUAAAACUGCACUAAGACUUUGGGGAUAUCCUGCAUGGGUAACUAUUAUUUAAACAGAAUUACUUUAUCAUGCUCAGGUAGUGUUUGAUCAUUUUGUUUUCUCAACUUGGCAUCAAAAUUAACUUUUAAAUAAUAGCCUUCAGAAAAGCAUGCUAUAAAUAUAAAGAAAUGGUAUUGUAUGAAAAAGCAAAUUCUGGGUUAUUACCUUCACACUUAUUUUCAAAACUUAAUCACAUUUUCUUUUUUAUUUUGAAUUGGGAAAAUAAAAACCCUGAAAUGGUCAAGAAAAGGAAUGGCAACAGUAAAACUUGAUUCUAUUUUCUUAGAAAACUCUUUCAUUUAAAUUCUGUUUAAGGCAUUUGCUGGUAAAUCACAGUUAAAUAUUCAAGAUCUACUAAUGCUUUUCUACAUCAGUCAUUAAUUUCAGUGUAUGUAGGUAGAGUUGGGAGAAAAUUCCUAAAUUUAGUGAAAACGCAUAAAAUAACUUCUCUUUUUUUACUUCUGACAAUAUUCUUAGACAAAAAUUGAGAGAUUUCUAUGAUGAAAGAGCCUAAUUCUUAAGGUUUUCAGAAAGCUCUUUAAAUUCUCCCAUUAUACUUGAUUAGAAAUAUAAGCUGUGGUGAUUUCUUAUGUUGUUAAUGACUUUUUUUGUAAUUUUGCUUUUGUUAUUGGACCCAUCAAUAUUGACUUUCCAUAACAAUGUAUUAAAGGAGCACUAUUUGACUAAAAGUAA